Molecule: messenger RNA, 3097 nt
Organism: Pogoniulus pusillus (Red-fronted tinkerbird)
Lineage: Eukaryota; Metazoa; Chordata; Aves; Piciformes; Lybiidae
Gene: NR5A2
Product: nuclear receptor subfamily 5 group A member 2
Exons: 7
Coding region: 16-1521 (501 amino acids)
Biological process (GO): hormone-mediated signaling pathway; tissue development; regulation of transcription by RNA polymerase II
Cellular component (GO): RNA polymerase II transcription regulator complex
Molecular function (GO): nuclear receptor activity; zinc ion binding; RNA polymerase II cis-regulatory region sequence-specific DNA binding
Source: RefSeq, a predicted model, not a curated record
CGCAGCCGCCUUGUCAUGCUGCCCAAAGUGGAGACGGAGGCCCUGGGACUCGCCCGGUCGAAUGGGGAACAGGGGCAGAUGCCAGAAAACAUGCAAGUGUCUCAGUUUAAAAUGGUGAAUUACUCUUACGAUGAAGACCUUGAGGAACUGUGUCCAGUCUGUGGAGAUAAAGUAUCUGGGUACCAUUAUGGACUUCUCACGUGUGAAAGCUGCAAGGGAUUCUUUAAGCGAACAGUCCAGAAUAACAAAAGGUACACAUGCAUAGAAAAUCAGAAUUGCCAGAUUGACAAAACACAGAGAAAACGAUGCCCUUACUGUCGAUUUCAAAAAUGUCUAAGUGUCGGAAUGAAGUUGGAAGCUGUGCGAGCUGACCGAAUGCGUGGCGGUCGAAACAAGUUUGGACCAAUGUACAAGAGAGACAGGGCACUGAAGCAGCAGAAGAAAGCUCUCAUCCGAGCAAAUGGACUCAAACUGGAAGCAAUGACUCAGGUGAUCCAAGCAAUGCCGACUGACCUGACAAUAUCCUCUGCAAUCCAGAACAUCCAUUCUGCCUCCAAGGGCCUACCUCUGAACCACACUGCCUUGCCUCCUACAGACUAUGACAGAAGUCCCUUUGUAACCUCUCCAAUUAGUAUGACAAUGCCACCCCACGGCAGUUUGCAAGGUUACCAGACCUACAGCCAUUUUCCAAACCGCGCUAUCAAGUCUGAGUACCCUGACCCUUACACUAGUUCACCAGAGUCAAUAAUGGGCUACUCAUACAUGGAUAGUUACCAAACAAGCUCACCAGCAAGUAUUCCACACCUGAUACUGGAACUCCUGAAAUGUGAGCCCGAUGAGCCACAAGUCCAAGCUAAGAUCAUGGCGUAUCUGCAGCAAGAGCAAGCUAACAGAAGCAAACACGAGAAGCUCAACACGUUUGGACUUAUGUGCAAAAUGGCUGACCAAACCCUCUUCUCCAUUGUUGAGUGGGCUAGGAGUAGCAUCUUUUUUAGAGAACUUAAGGUUGAUGACCAAAUGAAGUUGCUUCAGAACUGCUGGAGUGAACUCUUAAUUCUAGAUCACAUUUACCGGCAAGUGGUACACGGGAAAGAAGGCUCCAUCCUGCUGGUUACUGGGCAACAAGUGGAUUAUUCUGUAAUAGCAUCCCAGGCUGGAGCCACCCUCAACAACCUCAUGAGCCACGCACAAGAGCUGGUAGCAAAGCUCCGUUCCCUGCAGUUUGAUCUACGAGAAUUCGUAUGUCUCAAAUUCCUGGUGCUGUUUAGUUUAGAUGUUAAAAACCUUGAGAACUUCCAGCUUGUGGAAGGGGUUCAGGAACAAGUGAAUGCUGCUCUGCUGGACUACACAAUGUGUAAUUACCCGCAGCAAACAGACAAAUUUGGGCAGCUUCUCCUGCGACUCCCAGAAAUCCGGGCCAUCAGUAUGCAGGCCGAAGAAUACCUCUACUACAAACACCUGAACGGGGAUGUGCCAUGUAAUAACCUGCUCAUUGAAAUGCUGCAUGCAAAGAGAGCCUAAAUUAUACCCAUUACAGCUUCUGCUUUCAAGGAAGAAAAAAAAAUAAAUUAAAAAAAAGAAGAAAAAAAAAAUCCCAACAUACUCUGAACUGCUCCAAGCAACACUAAUUAAACCGUGGUUUUAAGACUUUGCAAAAUGGUAUAAUAAUCAAAUACUAAUAGUAAAUAAGUGAUGCAUCAGGGUAUUUGUAUUGCAAACUGUGAAUCGUAUGCUACACAGCCCCAAAGGAAUCUACGUGGCGCUUCACGCUGGAGGGAAGUGAACUGAAGUAAGUGGAUCAGCGUGAGGAAGGACAGGAUGAUACUUGUAUAUUUAACUCUGCUGGUUGCCAAUAUGAAGAAACUUAGGAGAAACAAAAAACCUGAUCCAUAUUACCAGGCUAGGACAGUGGGGAAUUUUGCGUGCACUGAAUUCCUUUCGCCGCAUAGCAAGACUUUUAAAACAGUUAUAACAGAUGCAAAACUGCAUCUGUAGCAUCUUCUAUCAUCCUUUCAAGGACCCAACGCUUACUACUUCUGUGAUAAAAGAUGUGGCAUCCGUUCAACAAUCUGUAAGAGAGAGCUGUCACAGGCCACGUGCUGUGUAGUCUCAGCACCAAACCCUAAGAGGCUGGUUUUGUCUCUCAGGCCUGCAAAGAGCUAGUAUGAAGAGUCUGUUAUCCAGUUAGCUUGGCAUUCUUUCUAUGUCCCAAAGGUCGUUUUGUCACGUGCUCAUCUUGUUCUAUCAGGCAGUACCCCUCUUUUACUACUGUUAUUGGAGAGCUAUUAAAUAGCUAAGGUAAAUAUUCCAAACCAAAAUUAGCCAAUUCGACUACAUACCUAAGUAGGGCAGAGGCUACAAGGUGGCUCUGCUGUGUGUUCAUGGCCAUCUCCAAAUAAUGGAGACAUAUUAGCUCUCAGAAACAACGGCUUCUUUGACCAAGACAACCAAUACUGAUGUUACAACACUAAAACGGAACUAAAAUCCAAAAUGCACUUAAUGAUGCAAGAAGAGACAAACUACUUGUAUGACACAAUGAUGCCAGGGAGCUUAUUAAGACAUUAUCUUUCAAACAGCCAGCAGAUAAACCCCCUGAGUUUUAAGUCAAACAUUCAAUAUUGAAUUAAACUUUGUUUUUUUCCUUUUUGAAAUUAGUUAAUACAGAUCUGUCAUGCAAAGAGCGAUACUGCUGCUACGUCUGUGUAGGCCAAAGUCUGCUGCAGAACAAAUAAUUAGAGAAGAACAAACAAUUCUCUCUCUCUGUCCAGAUGAAGAUAUCAGUAUUAACAUGUAGUGCCACGGUUAUUAAGUCUUGCCUUAUUUCAUUACACUUAACGGUAACUGCGCAAGUGUGGAUCAACAUAGGUUUAAAAUAAAGUAUUAAUCUUUAACAUUAACAAAACAAAAAAGCAUAGUGUUUACAUUCUUUAGGUCCUGUGGGGGGAAAAAACUGUGAUAAAAUUGCAGAGCAGUGAUUUCCUUGUUGUUUCUUUUAAAUUGGUAAUUAUUUUACCAGUACUUAAUUACUGUAUGUCGUGAGACACUAAAAUCAAUAGGGUUGUUUCAUUUUUGACUUUUAAUUUUUGAGAUUAUCAGC